This is a messenger RNA of Pochonia chlamydosporia 170, 1050 nucleotides long. Its product is annotated as mitochondrial nuclease. The coding region runs from base 1 to 1050 and encodes 349 amino acids. Gene Ontology annotation, cellular component: nucleus; mitochondrial inner membrane. Gene Ontology annotation, biological process: apoptotic DNA fragmentation. The transcript has a single exon. NCBI's taxonomy places the organism in Eukaryota, Fungi, Ascomycota, Sordariomycetes, Hypocreales, Clavicipitaceae. The record is from RefSeq and is a predicted model, not a curated record. Gene Ontology annotation, molecular function: RNA endonuclease activity; single-stranded DNA endonuclease activity; metal ion binding.
AUGUCCAAGUCAACUCUCGCCAUGUUUGCUGCCCUCGGAGCCGGAGGAGGCGCUGCUCUCACCGCGGCUGCCUAUGCUCUGCGAUCUUCAUCGUCCGAGAACAAGAAGCCCGAGUCGCAAAUCGCCAUAGCCCCAGGCACCAGACCGAACACCAUCACUGCCAAUACCGCACUCGCGAUACCCUCGCAACAAGUCUUCUCAACUGCACCCGCUGUGCCAGGCGGGCCUGUAAACCCAGCCGGUCUCUUUGAGUACGGCUUCCCUGGUCCGAUAUCAGAUGUCGCCAACCGAUCUGCCCUGAUAUCGAGCUACGACCGCCGAACGCGCAACCCGCAAUGGGUCAUAGAACACAUCACGCCCGAUUCUCUCGGCCGUCGGGACGGUGACCGUAAGCACAGCAUCUUCUUGGAAGACGACUCCGUGCCACCCAAGUUCCGCGGUCUCCUCAAGGACUAUUUCCGCAGCGGCUACGACCGUGGCCACCAAGUCCCGGCUGCCGAUGCAAAAUGGUCCCAGAAAGCCAUGGACGAAACCUUCUACCUCUCCAACAUGUGUCCCCAGGUUGGCGAGGGCUUCAAUCGCGACUACUGGGCGCACUUUGAAGAUUUCUGCCGCCGCCUCACCGGCCGGUAUCCCUCUGUCCGCAUCGUCACCGGCCCGCUUUACCUCCCGCGCAAGGAUCCCGUCGACAACAAGUGGUACGUCAAGUACGAAAUGAUUGGCAACCCACCAUCCAUUGCGGUACCCACGCAUUUCUACAAAGUCAUCUUCGCAGAAGACGGCAAGGUAGGAGGAAACGUGGCCAUCGGCGCAUUCGUCCUCCCCAACGCACCUAUCCCCAAUGAGAAACCCAUCACCGACUUUGAAGUCCCUAUUGAGGCGGUUGAGCGUGCCUCCGGACUAGAAUUUGCAACCAAGUUGCCCGUCACGAGACGGAAGAGACUCUGCGCGGAUACUACCUGCGCACUCGUCAUUAGAGAGUACGCUGAUAGGCAAAAGGCCUUUGGGAAGGGUGGUCAGCGGGCUAUUUCCGCUCCUCCUUCGCCAUGA